Cajanus cajan (pigeon pea) is the source of this 3467-nucleotide messenger RNA. RefSeq names its product putative E3 ubiquitin-protein ligase RZFP34. Gene Ontology annotation, biological process: protein ubiquitination; ubiquitin-dependent protein catabolic process. Gene Ontology annotation, molecular function: zinc ion binding; ubiquitin protein ligase activity. Lineage: Eukaryota; Viridiplantae; Streptophyta; Magnoliopsida; Fabales; Fabaceae. Gene Ontology annotation, cellular component: nucleus. The record is from RefSeq and is a predicted model, not a curated record.
GCCCUAUAAAUUCGACGUCGUUUCGUUCCCCUCUGCAUUCCAACCAAAACGUGUCGCCGGAGAUUCAAAGCGAGACUACGACGUCGUUUGCUACUCACUUCAAUCGCCGAUUGCGUCGCCGUCGAGUCGAAAGUUCGUUGUUGUUCUGUGAUUGCGGUUUUAUUAUUUUCCUUGCUGUGAUCGUUUUGUGAAUAAUAAUAUUACUAAUAAUUCUGUUUUCUCUGUUAGGUAAUGUUGCUGUGUUUUUUUUUUAAUUAAUUAAUUAUUAUUAAUUUCGUUGCCGUUUUGUAGGCGAAGAUAGUCGUUUCGGUUGCUGCGUUUUACGUUUUCUGGUGUUUGAAUUAUGUGCAAUUUUGAAUUCUAAGUGUUUGUUUGUUUUGGUUGUGUGAUUGAUUUGUUUGCUUUUGUGGUACGUAGCUGCUUGCUCAAUUCGAUGUUGUGAAAAUCAAGGUUUUGUUUGGUUUAGUGGAAUUUAUAAAAACCUUGGUUUUCUGGCAUGAAUUGUUGUUGUUGUUGUUACUGUGGAUGAUCUAUGAUGGCAUUGUAUAGGUUGUGUAAUAAUAUCAUAGAAAUUGAGUCAGAAAAUGAAGCCUCGAUUCAACCGGUGGCUGGUGGCAAAAGGUUUUGGUUCGGUUCAAAAACUGCACUUUGUGUAGUUCUUCCUUCCAACGGUUAUUAUUUAAUUUUCGGGUUUUAUAAUUCAAAUUAUGAAUAUGAUAAUGCUGUAAGGUUCGGAUUGUGACAGUUCGUAUCUUCAUAUUGUGUUGAAUUGUUGGAAAAAGCUAAAACUAAACCGUUAGUUGUCCGCGAUCUGCAAUGUUUUUAAAAAUCAGUGUUCAAUUGGACGAACCAUGAACCGGUUUGAUUAUAUUUCAACCCCUGUUGAAUCAUUGACUUAGAUGGUUUCGAACUAUGAUCCAAACCCUUUUUGGUUUAGCUAGUUUUGAACUAUGAUCCAAACCCUUUUUGGUUUAGCUAGUUUUGAACUAUGAUCCAAACCCCUGUUGAAUAUCUGGUUCGGUAUUUGAAACAUUGGUUUGCUGUGCUUUGUGCAAAUCACAGCCCUUAGUGGGUUAUGAUAAGAAUCUAAGCGAAAAAUAAGGCACAAAGCAGGUUGUGGUUAAAGUAAUAAGAUAGUUGGACAUCUUUUACCAGUUACUUGAAUGGAUAGGAAUGAUCUGUAUAGGUCUUUCAGAGAAAAUUUUAGGAGACUCGAGGCAGGUGAAUGGCUAUAUCAGUUUAGAUUCUAUGUAGAAGUCUAUUGCAGGAAAAUGCGAUUUGCAUCCAAAGGGGACUACCCAGUUGCAGAAAGCUACUGCUGCUUGGAUACUACUACUCCUUUGAAGGGAAGACUGACCAAACAAGUAUACCUUUUACUGCCUUAGCUGUCUCUAUUCGUCUAUGAUCCGUACUGUGGGGAAUCACUUUGGAGCCAGUUGAUGUUGUUAAAGCUUCUAAUGGGUGGGAAUGUGGGAUAUCCCUUGUGCAUUCUUCCUAGAACUAUUCAUAUGAUUUUUUGCCAGUUUAUGGACAGUGACAAGGCUGGCUUGAUCCUACUCCCAUUGUUUAUCGGUGCCAAUGUUUCCUUCUUCCAGCCUUUGUUUUGUUGUGUGAACGCAUAGUCCACUGUCAAGUUACCUAGUUAACAAAGUAAAGGGAUAUAAUUUGAUCCAAAGGAAUCUACAGAGGUGCAGAUGAUAUGGAAUUUAUUGAGUAUUUCCUUUUGGUAAGUUUCAGUUCUUGGAGGAGUCAAUGCAGAACUGCAUUUCAGGUUGGAGUGUCUAUUGAUUCGCUCCAGUAUAGUUGGAUUUGGUUCUGGGAGUUCUUCAAGGAUUCAAGUGAUCAUUCAAUGCUAUGGAUUUUCUAUUUACAGCUGCAGGCUGUCAAGUAGCCCAGUUCUGCUUGUAGUAGUAUAUGGAAUUCUUGUAUAUACACUUGUUUUGAUGUGUUCCCCUCGUGGAGUAGUGCUGAUUGGAGCUGCGUUUUGUUGUUGCUGAUUUCAAUUGGUCUGCGGCAAUGUAGAAGAAACCACCGAUUCAUUGGUGUUUACCUGGCUUGAUGGGGUGACUAAAUAUGCCUUUAGAAAUUUUAGGAUUAUUUCUAAAUGUGUUCCUGCAUGCAGGUUCCUAAGCUUACUUCUUGCCUCUAGAUAGUUCGUAAUCUUAUCUGAGGGUAGCUAGUACCAUGGGAGAGGUUGCAGUGAUGCACUCUGAGCCUCUGCAGUUUGAGUGCAAUGACAUUAAACACAUGACCGAGAAGGAAGUGUAUCCUUCAGAAUCAAAUGCAGAGCACUUACCUGGAGAAGAAUUAAGUCAAUCUAUGGAUCACAAAGAUAUCAAUGACUUGCGAGAGAAAGGAUACAUGGAGCAUGGAUGUCAACAUUACCGGAGAAGAUGCCGUAUCAGAGCCCCCUGUUGUAAUGAGAUUUUUGAUUGUCGCCAUUGUCACAAUGAGGCAAAAAAUGAUAUAAACAUUGAUCAGAAGCAUAGACAUGACAUUCCCCGCCACCAAGUCAAACAGGUGAUUUGUUCACUUUGUGGAACCGAACAAGAGGUUCAGAAAUACUGUAUAAAUUGUGGUGUUUGUAUGGGCAAGUACUUCUGUGGAACAUGCAAGCUUUUUGAUGAUGAUAUCUCUAAGCAGCAGUACCAUUGCAGUGGCUGUGGAAUUUGCAGAACUGGAGGAAGCGAGAAUUUUUUCCAUUGCUAUAAGUGUGGUUGUUGCUACUCAACUCUGCUUAAAAAUAGUCACCCCUGCGUAGAAGGAGCAAUGCAUCAUGACUGCCCUGUCUGUUUUGAGUAUUUGUUUGAAUCAAGAAAUGAUGUCACUGUCAUGCCAUGUGGACAUACAAUGCACAAGAGCUGCCUGAAUGAAAUGAGAGAACAUUUCCAGUAUGCGUGCCCUCUCUGCUCGAAGUCAGUCUGUGAUAUGUCAAAGGUUUGGGAGAAAUUUGACAUUGAGAUUGCUGCUACACCAAUGCCUGAGCCAUAUCAAAACAAAAUGGUUUGGAUCCUGUGCAACGAUUGUGGAAAAAAUUCAAACGUCCAGUUUCAUUUUAUGGCUCAGAAGUGCCCGAACUGCAAAUCCUACAACACACGACAAACAAGAGGCUGAGGAAGUGGCAACGAUUAUUCAUUGGUUUCAUCAAAAGCCUUCACUUGAGUUCUCUUGAUAUUGUCGUGAUUCGUGUGAAGCCAGUGACAAUCCAUGUUGAUGUGCACAGGUGGAAUUUGGACCGCAAGAUGAACCACAUUCAAAGGGAUAGAACAAUGUUUCCUGUGUUGAUUUGGUGUUGUUGGAGCCACUUGAUGGAAUUGCCCCUAGAGGUUUUCGUGUAUGAUAAUUGUUUUAGUAAUUAUAAUAACUUAGGAGUCUGUCGAAAAGUAUUGUUUCUAAUUUUAGUUUCAAUCGAUGGUUAUUCUACUUAAAUUACUUUAAAGUGAAAUUCAUGCUUCUAGUUAUUUUUA